Molecule: messenger RNA, 10191 nt
Organism: Xiphophorus couchianus (Monterrey platyfish)
Lineage: Eukaryota; Metazoa; Chordata; Actinopteri; Cyprinodontiformes; Poeciliidae
Gene: slc4a8
Product: solute carrier family 4 member 8
Exons: 25
Coding region: 250-3522 (1090 amino acids)
Biological process (GO): regulation of intracellular pH; bicarbonate transport; transmembrane transport
Cellular component (GO): plasma membrane
Molecular function (GO): monoatomic anion transmembrane transporter activity; sodium:bicarbonate symporter activity; solute:inorganic anion antiporter activity
Source: RefSeq, a predicted model, not a curated record
GAGGGGAGGGGAACUGGAGGCGCGGCUCGGAGAUCAUCACUUAACAGAGGGAGACAAAAUAAUAAUUUCCCUCGUCAUGUGAAAGAGAUGUCAUUUGUCAACAUGUGCGGGGUGGCAAAAGCGGCGGCCGCAUAAAGCCCGUGACCGCUCCUUCUGGUCGUCCUGUGAGACGGCGGCGGACGGCAGUCUGACUCAGUGAAAGUGUCACCUUUCCACUCAGUGAACGCCGGCAGUGUGAACUCAGGAGCCAUGAGCGUGUCCGGGAACGACCCGCAGAGUUUACUGUGCUACCAGAGGCCUGAUGAGGAAGUGGUGGUGGACCAGGGAGGAACCAGCUCAGUGAUGAACAUUCACUAUGAGAAAGAGGAGCUGGAAGGACACAGGACUCUGUUUGUGGGGGUUCGGAUGCCGAGGCAGAGCCAUCGGCACCACAAACCCCACGGAUCCCGCCACCGCAAGAAAGAUAAAAGGGCAGGAAGCAUCACGACACAACAGAGCGAGGACAGUGAGGCAGCUGGCAGCAGUCAUGACACACCGUCCCAGCGGGUCCAGUUCAUCCUGGGCACAGAGGAGGAUGCCGAGCACGUGUCCCAUGAGCUGUUCACCGAGCUGGAUGAGAUCUGUGUGAAGGAAGGCAAAGAUGCCGAGUGGAAGGAAACAGCCAGGUGGCUGAAGUUUGAGGAGGAUGUGGAGGACGGUGGAGAGCGGUGGAGCAAACCUUACGUUGCUACACUUUCCCUUCACAGCUUAUUUGAGCUGCGCAGCUGCAUCAUCAAUGGCAGCGUGCUGCUAGACAUGCGAGCCGACUCCAUUGAGGAGAUAGCAGACAUGGUUCUGGAUCACCAGGAGGCCUCACACGAACUGGAUGACACCGUCAGAGUUAGGGUGCGUGAGGCUCUGCUGAAGAGACACCAUCACCAAAACGAGAAGAAGAAAAACCUGAUUCCCAUGGUACGCUCCAUCACCGAGGGAGCACGCAAACAGUCUGAGCCUCAAGUAGUAGGGUCCGCCACGUCUCCCCAGCCUCCUCUGCCGAUGGAACCAGCCAAGAACGGUGCUGGACAGGACAGCAGUCAAGUCGACCUCAGUAAGGUUGACCUGCACUUUAUGAAGAAGAUUCCAGAGGGCGCCGAGGCCUCAAAUGUGCUGGUUGGUGUUCUGGACUUCCUGGAGAGGCCCAUUGUUGCGUUUGUACGCCUUUCCCCCGCUGUUCUUCUCACUGGACUCACUGAGGUUCCCAUCCCCACCAGAUUCCUCUUUAUCCUUCUGGGCCCUGAUGGAAAAGCUCAGCAGUACCACGAAAUUGGACGUUCGAUGGCGACCAUUAUGACGGAUGAGAUCUUCCACAACGUAGCGUACAAGGCAAAGGACAGAAGCGACUUGCUAGCAGGGAUAGACGAGUUUCUAGACCAGGUGACUGUCCUGCCACCAGGAGAGUGGGACCCUUCCAUCCGAAUAGAGCCCCCAAAGAACGUCCCCUCUCAGGAGAAGCGGAAAAUGCCCGGAGUCCCCAACGGCACAGCCUUGCAGGAAGAAGAACCACAACAUGCUGAACACCACGGGCCGGAGCUGCAGAGGACAGGAAGGUUGUUCGGCGGCCUCAUACUGGACAUUAAGAGGAAAGCUCCUUUCUAUGUGAGUGACUUCAAGGACGGCAUAAGCCUCCAGUGUGUGGCCUCCUUCCUCUUCCUCUACUGCGCCUGCAUGUCUCCUGUCAUCACUUUUGGAGGACUGCUGGGGGAAGCGACUGAAGGACGUAUUAGCGCCAUAGAGUCGUUAUUUGGUGCAUCGAUGACUGGAGUAGCCUACUCUCUGUUCGCUGGGCAGCCUCUCACCAUUCUGGGCAGCACAGGUCCUGUACUGGUUUUUGAGAAGAUACUCUUCAAAUUCUGCAAGGACUACGACCUGUCAUAUUUGUCUCUCCGGGCUUGCAUUGGCCUGUGGACAGCACUGCUGUGUUUUAUAUUAGUGGCCACAGAUGCUAGCUCCCUGGUUUGCUACAUCACUCGGUUCACUGAGGAGGCAUUCGCUGCCCUCAUCUGUCUCAUCUUCAUUUAUGAGGCCUUGGAGAAACUGUUUCACUUGGGGGAACUGUACCCCUUCAAUGCAAAGAGUGAGCUGGACAAACUCACACUAGCAUACUGCAGGUGUUCACAGCCUGAUAAUCCCAGUAAUAAAACCUUAGAGCUGUGGAGCGAGAGAAACGUCACAGUCUCGGUUGUACCCUGGGAAAACCUGACUGUCAAGGAGUGUAUGAGCCUGCAAGGACACUUUGUUGGGACAGCAUGUGGACACCACGGUCCCUUCACCCCAGAUGUUCUCUUCUGGUCCAUCAUCUUGUUUUUUUCAACAUUCUUCAUGUCGGCCUUCCUCAAGCAAUUUAAGACAAGUCGUUAUUUCCCCACCAAGGUGCGGUCUAUGAUCAGUGACUUUGCAGUGUUUCUUACGAUUGUUGUCAUGGUCCUGCUCGACUUUGCCAUUGGAGUGCCAUCCCAAAAGCUGAAGGUGCCAAGCAAAUUCCAGCCUACCAGAGAUGAUCGAGGUUGGUUGAUCAAUCCAAUCGGGCGCAACCCCUGGUGGACAGCCCUGGUCGCAUCUAUUCCCGCUCUUCUCUGCACCAUCCUCAUCUUCAUGGACCAACAGAUAACUGCUGUCAUCAUCAACCGCAAGGAGCACAAACUACUGAAAGGCUGUGGGUACCAUUUAGACCUGCUGAUGGUGGGGGUGAUGCUGGCUGUGUGCUCCAUCAUGGGAUUGCCUUGGUUCGUGGCAGCCACUGUGCUGUCCAUCUCUCAUGUCAACAGCCUGAAACUGGAGUCAGAGAGCGCAGCUCCAGGAGAGCAGCCGCGCUUCCUGGGCAUCAGAGAGCAGCGGCUCACAGGCCUGAUGAUCUUCCUGCUCAUGGGAUGCUCCGUGUUCAUGACUGGAGCCCUGCAGUUUAUUCCUAUGCCUGUAUUGUACGGAGUUUUUCUUUACAUGGGAGCAUCUUCCUUAAAAGGCAUUCAGUUCUUUGACCGCCUACAACUUUUUGGUAUGCCAGCAAAGCACCAGCCAGAUUUCAUCUACCUGAGACACGUCCCUUUGAGAAAGGUGCAUCUGUUCACUGUGACUCAGCUCACCUGUCUGGUUCUACUCUGGGUCAUUAAGACCUCCCCUGCUGCGAUCAUCUUCCCCAUGAUGGUCCUGGCUCUGGUUUUUAUCCGGAAGCUGCUGGACUUGUGCUUCUCGAAACGAGAGCUGAGCUACCUCGAUGACUUAAUGCCUGAGUGGAAGAAGAAAAACCUGGAUGACGCUUCCAAAAAAUUGGAAGAGGAAUCGCAAGAAAUGCUGAGCUUGAAAAGAGAUGAAUCAGCUACUGUUCAGAUUACUAUGGAGGGAAGCAGAAUUGUUCAAAAAGCACAUGAUCCCAAGUGUGAUCCCUCUGAUAUUAACAUAUCUGAUGAAAUGUCUAAAACCACUGUGUGGAAAUCCCUCAACUCCAAUCAAAAGGACAUUCGUCCUUUGGCUGCUAAAAAGGAUUGAAGGGAUCACGUUCAUUGAUGAGUGAAGACAUUCAGCUGAGUCACCUUGCUGUAGUUCUGGACCACCGGAGGCCACAGGUUGACCAAACCAAAACAGCCUCUUCAGAGCUUACAGAAAAAAACUGCAUCAGCCACAAACAUACAGAGAAAGUCAACUGAGCUAUACACAAGUGUACUUGUGUCUGUUUGAGGUUUGUAGAUAUAAUAGAGAUUCAAGCCUUUUCCCCAUACUCUAAAUUUAACUGAUAUACACAAAGAAUCACAAAGCUGAUAUUUUCACACUUAAACUCGUAGCAAAACAUAAUAUUCUAUUACUGUAUCCGUCCAGCACAUUACAGCCCAAUAAUGUAAUUUUCCUGAUACAUCUGAGAGGAUGAUGGUGAGACAAACAUAAAAAGACAAGGCCAGGAAAGAAAAGAUAUACAAGGCAAUGACAGAAUGAUACAUACAGUUAAAGGCACUACACAGUAGUGUAUUAUUUGCACCAACAAAUGUAAAUCAACAAUAAAAAACGCAAAAAGUGCUGAAUUAUAGAUUUCCACUGCAAAUUUUAGACUUCAUAAAACAUUGCAUUUUACAAAAUGCAAUGUUUUAUGAAGCACCCUUUGGAAAUAAAGUGAUAAUUUUGCCUUGGGUUGAUGACAUCACAAGAGGUACAAGACUGGCAGAAGGGCCAAAUGAGCUAUCAUUUUGGUGGGAAACGUUCAGUAAAAUAGAAAAAAUUAGGAAAGUACAAACAGACUGGGGUCAGUUGCCUUGUGCCUUUUGUGAUGUCACCAGAACCUACAACACAAGAGCCAAAAAUCCCCAAAAAACUGACCAUAAAACAUUAUUAGUUAAGAAAUUAUAUCUAGAGAUUGAUUGACUGAGUGAUUGAUCAAUCUAUUUUUCUGGUUUGAAGCUUUAAGAGACAACAAAGAUAGGUAAGAGCGUGAAGAGAUACACUUCAGUAUUACCUAAAUUAUCCCUAUAUUAUCAACGUUUUAAAAAGGGAAACUUUCAGUACAGCUUUUAAAGGGGCAGUGCCAUGUAUUUUCCAGGCACAUUUUACAGAAAAUCAAGUAUCUAUGAUAACUUCAGUUGCUAUAAAAAUGAUGUAUAUCAGAUAUGAGUGAAAAGAAAUUUGGGUAAUCUCCUACAUAAACACAGCUUAGCCAGAAACAUAUUUAAGCCCUAGAAAAAUAACUGGAUGAUCUCUGGUUGACCUUGAAAUUGAUCUGCUCAAAGUGUACACGGCUUUCAUUCACUAUGUGACCACAUUGGAAACAUUCUUCCCAAAUUUGGGAACUCAUUCAACAAAUCACAAUAAUAACUCAAUCCAACUUCCGUUUGUAGAAAUAUGCUACUAAAACAAACUUUGCUCUUUGUUUUCAGUCAAAACAAUUCAAAGCCAGAUCAUUCAAUCUGCUAUGAUCACUGUCCUUUUCUUCUUUAUUGUUGUCAUUUAAUUGGUAGAUUUUAAAAUGUUUUUAAAUGUUGAAACUGAAAGGUGCCAAAGUUAAAAAGCCACCUCAGUGCUACCAAUUCAGCUUAUUUUUUAAUUCUCAUUUUCCCUUUUAUUGCCUUUUUAAUAGUGACUAUGUAGGUUGGAGGAUGUUCUGCACAAUGUCUUGUCAUGUAUUUUAUUUUAUUUUCAUUUGAACUCAGACAAGAUUAUGAAUGCAUCAAAAAGGGACUUUAGAUGGAGUCAGGUCCCCUGUUGUUUUUAAAGGUGUGUGAUUUUUUUUUUUUUUUAAUGCGCUUCAGGAUAUUUUGAGCAAUAAUUUAGUCUUAGUUUUGACCUCAAUUGGCCAAAACUCAGUUUUUGAUUUAUUUUAUGAGUGCUGUCUUGGUUUUCCCAUUUUUGGUGUUCUCAUCUUUUUUCCUGUAAGAAGUUAGAUAAAAAAAAAAAACCAACGUUUUUUAGUUGAAAGAGGAUAAAACACCAGCUGCACGGAGAUAAAAGAGGCCUUUCUGCUUCUGUUGCAUUUGUUUCAGGAUGUCCUGAAACAUUUAAAACUUAGAUAAUACAAUUUGACCUAAAUGUCUGUUUUUUUUAUUAUUAGUACAUUUAUAUUUGAAAUUUAUUAAUUAACUUUAUUUAAGCUAUGUUCCCCCAAUUUAGCCUAUAUUAUUGGCACCUUAAGAGACGCAGAUAGAUUAUUGGUGGAAACAAUAAUCUACAGUAAUACUUAUUUAUGUGCACUUUCUGUAGAUAGACGAUAUAUUUAUUCUCUUAUAAUAUUCUGAGCAGAUUAUUUUACAAAAAAUACAGCUCUUUAUUUUUAGAUGUGAAAUGAUAUGUUAUUCUUUAUAUUUUAUGUAUAUUCUGUAACAAGGAAGAGGAGAGAGAGGCUGAGGAAAGCGCGUAUCUGUCUAAUGGAUAUCAAAAAUAACAGCUGAGAAAAAUGGAAGCUUUACUUUUCUCUACAGUGCCUUGCAAAACACAAACUUACUGUACAUCUUAGGUGACACAGCAACACAAAGUAAUGCAUAAUUAUAUAGUGGAACAAAGAGACCAAUUGUUGCAAUGUUUUCUUUUACAAUUCCCCGCUGAGAAGUGGGACUUGUGACUGUAUCCAGCCCUCUCUAUGAACUACCUCUGAAAGAAUCUGUGCAUAAUUGUCUUUAGGAGUCAACUAACUAAAUGCCAUAGAUAAGGAUGCCAUCCACCCAUUUUCUAACACCCUUGUCCCUAGUGGGAUCGGGGGGGGGGGAUGCUGGUGCCUAUCUGUAGCGAACGUUUCGGGUGAAAUCCUGGACAGGUCGCCAGUCUGUCACGAAACAAUGUAGGAGGUGAAAGGAAAAGGGACUUUUCCUGACUGGAAAUCAAACCCGGGCCGCGGCGGUGAGAGCGCCGAAUCCUGACCACUAGACCAGCAGGGAUCUUAGAUAAGGAUGCUGUUUGGUGUUUCUCCCAACAUAAUAGAGAACACAGUAAAUAUGUGGAAUAAUGUGUUUGUCUCAGAUGAGACCUAAACGAAUCUUUUUGGGACUUUAUGCAAAACUAUGUUUAUGGUGGUUAACUAAAACUUCACACCACCUUGAAAACACCAAUCCCUGUGUAGUCAAUGGUAGUGGCAGCAUCAUAAUGUGGGGGGUGUUUUUCUUGAGCUGAUGCCAGGAAACUGUAGAUGGAAAGAUGGAAAGACUGACUCUUUGUAGAACAAAUAUUUAUAACACAAAUAUGAAUUUGUGUUAUAUGAACACAUUUUCAUAUAACAUUUCCCAGAUUUUUAGUUGUAAACAUGUUGAAAGCCGUGUAUCAUUUAUGUUGGUAUAUCACAUACAGGUCCAAUAAAAUAUACUGUAGUUUCUGACUGUUGAGUGAUAAAAUGUGAGGCUAUGAAUACUUUUGCAAGGCAAUGUAGAGAGACUUAAAGCAAUCCAUAUUACCUAGACAAAAAACACAAGGUUUGCACUUAAGGAUAAAUUAAAAUGAUUAAUAUAAAGAUUAAAGGGUACAUUAUCAAAGAACUGCUGUAUUAAUAUUAAAACUAUUCCAUAAAAUCUCUAAAAUACAAUGUAUGUCUGCUGAUAAUGUGCAAAAUAUAAUUGAAUUAAUAUUAUCCCGUGUAUUAUUUUGCAGCCACGCCUUGGAUUCUUCCUUUUUCAUUAAAGCAAAGUGCACAAGUAAUUAAUUAAAAUACCUCUUCCAAAAAAGGCACUAACGAGCAUUUUGUACAGCGCUUUCAUGCAUCUCUGCUUUGAGUCUGUCAGACUUCUGAAUGUGAAAGGUUAUCAAGCAAUGACCCAAAACUAACUUAAUCAAAAGCAUGAAUGAAACAUCAAAGUGUAAAUAUAUGUACAAAACCAUAGAGUUGUUACCCAAGCUAAAACCAUGAGAUGUGCAAUAGUGUGAAAUCGCAGUUAAACAUUUUGAGUUUAAAGGAUGUAAAUGUGCUUCAAUAGUAGAAUUAUGAGGAAAAAUGCAAUUUCAAUGUGUCUUAAACUUGACUCCUAUUUCAUUAUUAUGUGGUUGUAAGGUGAAUAAACAGUAAACUGCCUUUAGAAUAUUAUUGGUUAACUAUAUAUGCAGUCAUGGUAGAAAGAAAGUACACCCUCUGUCAGUUCUAGGGCUUUCAGGUGUAAAUGAGCUGGCCUUUAACGGGUUGUAUAGUUCUUUGAAUCCAAAUGCAAGUUUCCUAAAACACACCAUAAAGAUUCCUCCAGAUCACUCUUCAUUAGACAAAGACAACACAGAAAUGGAAAAAAACUGUGAGAAUUGAAGUAAGUCUUAAAAACCCUGAGAGAUCCUGAGCCAAGCAAAAUUGACCUCUGCUAAAGUUGGAGAAAUAAAAUUUACACAACAUAUUCAACAUAUCAUAGCUAACAAGAAUGUUCACAGCUAGAAAGCUAUGUUACCAAGUCAUAAUUAAAAACUAAUUUAAUGUUUUUGGGGGAUUGUCUCUGACUGGGGUAAGCAUUUUAUUCUUAUUGCCUGAAUUUAUUUACAGUUAUUAAAAAAAUAAACAUUUAUGUUUUUGAGAGAUUGGUCAUGAAGAAAUACCCUAUACAGGUAUUUAACAUGACUACAGAUAACUUUGCACACUAGAUGGCAGCAUGAUGCAUGACUAAAUACUGUAUGUUGCUUGUUAUGUGCUAAAUGUGCAUCAUCAGGCAUUAGUGGUAUACAUUCCACACAUUGACUGUAUGGUGGUUGAAUAUGGCAAAUUUAAGUUCAACGAAAAAGAAAAAAAGGAAAUGACUGUUUAUCAAUUUAUUUGAAAUUCUCUACAUCUGAAUAACUUUUUAUCAUGCUGUAUCAAGAUGAAAUUGACACACAUAUUUUUAAAUAACCAGUAUUGAAGAUAUUCGUGAUCGUUGAGCUUUCAUAAAACUAAAGAAAACUGAUUCAGUCUUUACUUAAGAAAAAAAUAGAAAACCAAAGCAAGUGUAUAAUCAUAAAAGAGCUACAACUGAUUGGGCAAACUUAGAAAACAUUUUGUUUUGAGUUCAUCAAACAAUAUCACACCAUAAUCUUUACACAAAGACAGGUGUUGAUUUCUCACCCUUUUGUCCUGCAACUAUUAAUAAUAAAAUUAUCUCACUCUGAGUAUAUUGGCUGGGCAGACUUGCUUUUAGAACCAGCAGCAUAACCUCAACACAAUCAGUUGUUCUUGGCCCUUGUUGCACCUAGUUGUCAUGGAAACGCUGAUUUGUUAAAUAAGGAAGCGAUGGCUGUUUUCGAUCAAAUUUGGCCACAACUGUGGAACCCCUCAUGUUGGGUUCCAGCUUCUUAACCCACAUACAGAACAGGAAUCAGAUCAAGUUUAUUUAAACACAAUGAAAAGAUUGGUUGAGUGGAUCUGAUCCUUGGGGCAGGUUCACGGAGUACACACUAAAGAACAGCAAAGGGAGAUGGUGAGUUUGUGGUUUUCAGAAAUGGGUACCUCGAGAGUUAUUAGACUGAUCUUAGCCUACUUGACGAUUACUUCCACCAAGAAGAGGGGAAACUGCGGGUUCGUGGUUCCUUUGUGGGUGUGUUUGAGGUGAUUCAGGUUCCAGAGAGUGAGCUCGGCUAGUUUGUUCCGGGUGAUGAUGUGGAGGCUGCGGCGGAGGGCGGACAGGUAAGCUCAGGCGUGGAGGAAAACAGAGGAACGGUCUGACUGCCAGCUGGGAAAUCCAGGAACGGUUUAUGGUCAAUCUGAAGAGGCGAAGAUGAGACUCGGGCAACCAGUGGGUAACGAUCCACGGCAUCAGGAGGGAGAAAAUCCAGAAAGCCAGAAGUAGGGCUACACAGGGAAUAUUCCACGGCGUCACGAGGAAACACCUGAGAGAGAGAGGCAACAAGAGUUGAUUACUAAGAGUAACUUCUCGAGAAAACACAGAGCGCUAUCUCAGGGAGGCUCAGAGUACCAUUACUGGCAAACACUCAGGCGAUGAGGUGCUGGCAGUCUGCUCCUCUUAAGCGCCAGGAUGAUUGGGUGAUGAGUCACAGGUGCGCUGGCAGUCAGCUGCACGCCCCUCCAGGAGUGCAGCCUCUACCACCAUCUGGUGGAUGAAGGAUGAAGCAGCAAGCGAACAGAGAAAAAACCCACAAAGACCAAACCCCAGUUCCCAACAAAACCGCUGUGGAAGGUGAGCCCCCCAUAUAAAAUACUUUGUAAGACUUCAUUAUUUUUAGCUGGAUCUAAAAACACAUUAAACCAUUUAAAGGCGGUUUACUUUCUACUCACCAUGACUGCACAGGACAUGUGACCAAGGGAGAUAACGCAUUUAGAUAGAUGUGAGUUUAAAUCUAUUUUGAGCACAUCUGUGCCUGUAAUGGAUGUUCUCUGUUGUGUUUACAUCCAAGCAAAAGCACACCUUCAGUCAGUAAUGAAGUACCUGAUUUCAGAAAACAUUUCUGCUUAGUCACAUUUCGGAUUAUUGUAAUCAAACCUUCAUUCACAAUCCUGUAGCCACUAUAGUUUUUGAGCAGAAGAAAAAGAAUCCCUGCACAAUGUAGGGCUAUGAUCUUCUGGAGAACAGAUGAGGUCAGUAGGAGGACAAGGUGGCAACAGAGCAAUGAGAAGUGAGAAGAUGCAGUGAAAGAGAAGCACCUGUUAUGUAGUAACCUUGUGUGUACUCUGGUUUGAGCCACAAUGAGUGUGAUGUCUUCUGUUGGAAUAAUAAUGUUUUUCUAUGUAUCUGUAAUUUAAUUUUUAAUUACAGCAAAAUGGAAAAUAAACCAAAACUGCAAUAUGAA